UCAAUUGAACGGAUCUUGUCGUUAAAUGUUUUCUGAAGUUCAGUACACACUGAAUGUAUCUGAAAACAAGCUGAUUGAAAUCUACAACUCUGAAUGCACCAGGCAGUGAAAGGGGCUGCUAUAUGUACCAAAAAGUUAUUGCUUCAUUUAGGAACAUUUUAAAUGUUGCAAACUUGAUUUUCUUCUUUGCAAACAUAAUGAAGGACGUCUCUUGCUUCUGCUUAACUUUGUCUUCCUUGUGGAAACAGAUGGUGCAAGCUUACAAAUGUAUCUGUGGUAUUUUCUUAGUGACUCAUACACCAGAGCAACAGGCUUCAGACUGUGACACGCAGCCAACCAAGAUGGACGUAAGCUUACUUGAGGAGCAGUAUGACUGUAUAAAACAGAAGCAAAAGCUGCAAACACACAUUAUUGUGUUUAAAACAGGUGAGAAUCAGUCUGUUCCUGGGGAAUCAAUGGUCAAUGCCGUUUUAAUUAAUAAAGAAACAAGGAAACCAAAAGAAUUUAAAGAACACAUUCCUGUCAGAAAGGUCACCCUGGAGUUAACUUCCAAUGGCAAUGUACAAGACAGUUCACCAUGGCGUACACACUUGGGUAUCCACCGUCUACUACAAGCUGAUUAUCAGAAGGCUCUAUGUGAUCUUGCCCACUGCAAGAACGAACAGAUUAGCUUUGACAAUGAGAGAUUGACUAUGAAGGAAAAUGUCAUGCUGCCAUAUGAAAAAACACUAACUGCAAGUAAACAAUCCACAGUAUCACUCAAUGAGCUGGGAAAUUCAAGUAUGUUAAACAGUCCUACUGAAGAGAAUAGCAAUUCCAUUUCAGGCAUCUGCCAGAAGUAUCCUUUGAAGUCAGUCUCUUCAGCAAUUUGGACACACCAACAGAUUUCAUCCACAAAAUGUAUACCCAUAUCCAGGAAGCUAAACUACUAUCCAUUCCCUCAGAAAAAAACACCCAGGAUCUCAGAAGCUGCAAAAAGACUUGGAUUAUAUGUCUCACCAUAAAGAAAUUUCAGUAAUGUAUAAAGUUUAGUUAAAAUUUAAAAUAAAAUUUCAGUAAACUAAUUUUUCAAAGUAAUUUUGAUUUACUAGCUAAAGGUUUAGUACUUUAUUUUGUAAGAAUUUGCACGGGCCAAUCAAUAUGUUUUAGAAGUUCAUAGAGGGAGAAGUCUGUUAAAUGAGUUACAAUGUCAUAAAGGGUAUUGGUCAAUAAAGAAUGUUUAUACCUAGAGCGUCA
This is a messenger RNA of Gopherus evgoodei (Goodes thornscrub tortoise), 1236 nucleotides long. RefSeq names its product chromosome 2 C9orf152 homolog (gene C2H9orf152). The record is from RefSeq and is a predicted model, not a curated record. NCBI's taxonomy places the organism in Eukaryota, Metazoa, Chordata, Testudines, Testudinidae. The coding region runs from base 123 to 1004 and encodes 293 amino acids. The transcript is spliced from 2 exons.